AUGGCUUUAUCCAUCUCUUUUGCCCUCCACACCUCCUUGAGAGGAGCUGCGGAGGAGUCACCAAUGCCCCGAGCCGACGCAGCGGAUUCGUCUGCGGGUCGCCAUUCCUCCGCGGGCGAGGAGGUGUCUUCUCUUCUCUCCACGACCUCGCCUUUGGGCGCGUCUUCUCCUUGGUCGCUCGCCGACAUCACAGGGCUGGGCGCAGCCCCGCGGGCACACGACGCCACGACGCGGCAUCUAGUCCACGGCUUCUUCGCGAUCAUGGGACAGGAGCUCGCGCGCUUCGAGAGGGAGGUCCAUUACCUCGCGAACCUGAUCAAGUACCCUCCCCCUCAGCUCGCGGCUUCCUCGACUCUGCGUGCCUCGUCUCCCGAGUCAACGCAUCGCGCAAUUUCCUCAUCGCCUGCUGGGCCUUCGCCCUACCCGCGCGCUGCCGCCGACUCGUCCCCCGCUUCGCUGCCUGCCUCCUCCCCAGAGUCGGCCGCCCACGGGGAGUCCGCCGCUGCGUCGGUCUCCGCAGCGGCCGCAUGUGCCACGCCCUCGACAGGCCCUUUUGAGGGGCGAACUGUGACUGCGAUCCAGCUUCUCGAGCAAAGUGCCCUCCUUCAUAUGCAGGCGAGCAUGCACGCGGACGUGCCGCUUGACGCCCUCGUCGAGAGCGUCCGCAAUCUGCUGUGGACAAACGGUGAAAAACUCAAAAAAGUCUGCGCGAGCCGCGAAACGCCGCCCCCCGCCGAGUAG
Molecule: messenger RNA, 741 nt
Organism: Besnoitia besnoiti
Lineage: Eukaryota; Apicomplexa; Conoidasida; Eucoccidiorida; Sarcocystidae
Product: zinc finger, C3HC4 type (RING finger) domain-containing protein
Exons: 2
Coding region: 1-741 (246 amino acids)
Source: RefSeq, a predicted model, not a curated record